AUGGCGGCCCGGUCUGAUCAGGCGGAACCAUUCCCAAAGCUCGAGACCCGACGAAGCUCUUUUGCCUCUCACUCCUCGAUUCCCUCUUCUCCUGCGCGCCCACGGACGCGGACAGGGUCGUUGAUACAAUCGUUUAUCGAGAGCAAUCCGCCUCUUGGGUUUACACAAGCGGCUGGGGAGGUCACCUCUAAGAUCCCCACGUUACCCGAGAUCAGAAAUGGUGCAUUUUCCGACGCAGGAUGGACGCACGAAGGCCAGAUGGAGCAGAGGGGAACAAAUCCACAUGAAAUCCAUCGGCGCCGUAUAGCGAGAACGAGUUCCGCCAGUACCCGGACGCGAAGGAGUUCUGUCUCUACACCGGGUGGUCAGGUGCCCGUUAUCACUGAAGAGAGACACGAGUAUUUCCCGAGUCAAAGUCCAAUGACAAAACCAGAGCCUGUCAUCGAGGAGGCUCUUGCUGCCGGAUUAGAGGGGAGAAUCGACGAAAUCAGCCAGGGCAGAGCCCGGUCCACUUCCUCCAAGCCAAUUGAAAACGCCGCCAUCAAUGAGAAAGAUGCAUCGACAGCUUCAUCAAACGCUGACGGCAAUGGGCCACAGGCGGUCAAGGUUCAGGGCGGACCGGAUGCGAGUGGCACAUAUCCAAACGGAUAUCGAUUCCCCAAAAAACACACCUGGAUCCAGUCCACCACGAUCGGUCUGAAAGCAUUCUGGAAAUUCUUCCUCACGCCGCUCGGUUUUAUUUUGACCAUCUACGGCUUGAAUGUUGUUGCGUGGGGUGCUAUGAUUUUUUUCGUUCUCCUCAAGGCCGCACCGGCAAUGUGUCACCCGAACUGCGAGGACGACAGCAGUGCCCGCCAGAUCUGGAUAGAAAUCGACUCGCAAAUUCUCAAUGGCCUCUUCUGCGUCACCGCAUACGGUUUGUUGCCCUGGCGUGCCAGAGACUUCUACUAUCUGAUGCAAUGGCGGAUUUUCGGCAAAUACGACCACCACCGUCGGCUCGCCGGAGUCAAUCGAAGUUGGUAUCGACUACCAGGAAGUGAGAAACUCGACGAGAGUGUUGGUCCACCACCGGUCUACACCAAGAAACAUCCGCCCUCGCCCGAAUCACCACCACCCUAUACCGAAGAACAAAUCGCCGAGCUUGAAGCAAAUCCCGCCAUUCCACUCCCCGUCACAUCCAUGCCAGCGGCCCCGCUUACGGGCGUGCGUGCCGCUCCCACGAAAUCCUGGACCCUGGAUUUCGUCGUGUGGAUGUAUAUGGCCAACACCGGGUUCCAGGUGUGUCUGUGCGUGUUCAUGUGGCAUUUCAACCGAUUCAACCGGCCCGCGUGGGGAACGGCACUGUUCAUUGUAUGCGGUUGCCUCGUCGCUAUCUUCGCCGGCGUUGUCGUCGGCAUAGAAAGUAGCAAGGUCAAGAAAAUCGAGGGCAUCCCCAUCAUGGAGUACGACGUGGUUGAAAGCGUCGAGGACUUCCAGGAGCGAAAGGCCAAGGACGAGAAAAAACAGCUGAAACAUUCGAGACGCGAGGCCAAGAAGUUGAAGGGCCAGCAUUGGUUUACGAGACACUAG
Molecule: messenger RNA, 1569 nt
Organism: Exophiala aquamarina CBS 119918
Lineage: Eukaryota; Fungi; Ascomycota; Eurotiomycetes; Chaetothyriales; Herpotrichiellaceae
Exons: 1
Coding region: 1-1569 (522 amino acids)
Source: RefSeq, a predicted model, not a curated record